This is a messenger RNA of Daucus carota subsp. sativus, 1791 nucleotides long. RefSeq names its product 1-aminocyclopropane-1-carboxylate synthase 3. The transcript is spliced from 3 exons. The coding region runs from base 125 to 1522 and encodes 465 amino acids. Gene Ontology annotation, molecular function: pyridoxal phosphate binding; transaminase activity. Gene Ontology annotation, biological process: biosynthetic process; amino acid metabolic process. The record is from RefSeq and is a predicted model, not a curated record. Lineage: Eukaryota; Viridiplantae; Streptophyta; Magnoliopsida; Apiales; Apiaceae.
CCCAACUAUACUAAGAAGCAAAAUUUCCCUCUCAUACACAUUUUUUCAGAAAUUCCUGUUACUAUUAUUUCGAAUUUUUCAUAAACAUUUCGAAUUUUUAAACGAGAAGGAUCAGACAACAAAGAUGAAGAUGUCGAUGCUAUCAACAAAAGCUGCUUGCAACUCGCAUGGCCAAGAUUCUUCGUAUUUUCUGGGAUGGCAAGAGUACGAGAAGAAUCCUUAUGACGAGGUUCGAAAUCCGAAUGGAAUAAUCCAAAUGGGGCUCGCUGAGAAUCAGCUCUCGUUCGAUCUUCUCGAGUCGUGGCUCGAGAACAAUCCGGACGCAGCUGGAUUCAAGCAAGACGGAGACUCCAUUUUCAGAGACCUUGCUCUCUUUCAGGACUAUCAUGGCCUUCCUGCUUUCAAGAAUGCAUUGGUGGAUUUUAUGUCCGAAAUAAGAGGAAACAAAGUUAAGUUUAAUCCUGAUAAUUUAGUCCUCACAGCUGGUGCAACUUCGGCCAACGAGACUCUCAUGUUCUGCCUUGCUGAACCUGGGGACGCUUUUCUCCUUCCUACACCUUACUAUCCUGGAUUUGAUAGAGAUCUCAAGUGGCGAACCGGAGUUGAGAUUGUGCCCAUACAGUGCACGAGCUCGAAUGGCUUCCGAAUCACGGAAUCGGCGCUAGAACAGGCAUAUAAGCAAGCGCAUAAACUCAAUCUCCGAGUCAAAGGGGUCCUCGUCACCAAUCCUUCGAAUCCACUAGGCACGACAUUGAGCUUAUACGAGCUUAAUCUGCUAGUCAACUUUAUCGAGGCGAAGGAAAUUCAUCUGAUAAGCGACGAAAUUUAUUCGGGCACGGCUUUUAGAUCACCGAGCUUCGUGAGCAUUACAGAGGUCCUUAUGGACCGAAAGCUGAUGGAUUCUGAUGUUUGGGAUAGAGUUCACAUUGUGUACAGCCUUUCCAAGGAUCUCGGGCUUCCGGGUUUUCGAGUUGGAGCAAUUUAUUCCAACGAUGAUAUGGUUGUGGCUGCGGCUACCAAAAUGUCAAGCUUUGGAUUGGUCUCGUCUCAAACACAGUAUCUCCUCUCAGCUAUGCUGUCCGAUAAAGAGUUUACUGAAAAUUACAUUUACGAAAAUCAGACGAGGCUUAGGAAGCGUCACGAAAUGUUGGUCUCGGGGCUUAAAAAAACAGGCAUUAGUUGUCUCGACAGCAAUGCGAGUUUAUUUUGUUGGGUUGACAUGCGGCACCUCUUGAGUUCCAAGACUUUUGAUGCCGAGAUGGAGCUUUGGAAACAGAUUGUUUACAAAGUCGGAUUGAACAUCUCUCCAGGAUCCUCCUGUCAUUGCGCGGAACCAGGAUGGUUCCGCGUCUGCUUCGCCAACAUGUCCGAAGAAACUCUUGAGGUAGCCCUGACACGUAUCAAGACUUUCGUCGACUCGAUCACCAUCCCCGACUUCCACCACCACCACCGUUCUCGAAAGUCGCUCACCAAGUGGGUUUUUCGACUAUCGUCUAAAGUCCGCGAGGCAAAUGACCGGUAGUCUUGUGCGACAUUAAUUCACAGAAUCGUUUUUCCUUGUCAAGGCACAUUAAUUAUUUCGUAAUUUAUUCGUGUAGAGUACACUCAAUCCAUGUGGAUUCGAAGUGGCAUUUAAAUUCACCAAUUUCCGCGGCCUUCCAAGCCAAGGCCUCUUGAAAUUGUACACAUUGUUAGCGUGUUGUGUUAUUAAUGACUUAAUUUUUAACAAGUUAUUAAUAACAUUUUUAUAAUCAUAUAAUGUAACUUUUCUUUAGGUGAAAUGACACUUGU